Oryza brachyantha (malo sina) is the source of this 2188-nucleotide messenger RNA. RefSeq names its product rhamnogalacturonan I rhamnosyltransferase 1-like. Gene Ontology annotation, cellular component: cytoplasm. Lineage: Eukaryota; Viridiplantae; Streptophyta; Magnoliopsida; Poales; Poaceae. The record is from RefSeq and is a predicted model, not a curated record. The transcript has 8 exons. The coding region runs from base 282 to 1799 and encodes 505 amino acids.
CUUGCUUGGCCCUCGCCGUCGCCGCCGCUGCCGGCGCUGUCCCCCUCUCCAUCGCUCUCCGCCGCGCCCACGCAGGCUUUGGCGGGGAGCCGAGGAGCAACAGGAAGGCGAUAAGCGCGACGAGAGAGAGAGAGAGGGGGGGAGAGAGGUGUUUGAUCACGCAAGAUCGCGACGUGCUGCGAGAACCAUCGUCCGCGUGUGUGUGUGCCGCGUGCUGCUUGGACGGCGGCGAUCCUUGGGGGUGGGGGGGAGUGCGUCGCGGCGGCGGCUGCUCGGAUGAGAUGCGGAAGGGCGGGAAGGCGCGGGAGGCGGCGCGGGUGAAGCUGUGGGCGGCGCGGGCGAGCACCACCGUGGUGCUCUGGCUGUGCUGCGCGCUGCUGCUCGCGACGUCGCGGGAGCUCGGGAGGUGGUCCGGCUGCCUCACCCAGCCGCUCAUCGUCGUGGAGCGCCGGUUCGAGGCGGUUGCUGCGGCGGCCGGCGAGAGGGCGGCAUCGGCAUCGGCAGCGGUGGGGGCGGGGGCGGGCGGCGAGAGAGCAGCAUCAGCAUCGGCGGCGGUGGCGGUGGCGGCGCUCCCGCCGAAGAGAAUCUACAAGAACAAUGGCUAUCUGAUGGUCUCCUGCAACGGCGGGCUUAACCAGAUGCGAGCAGCUAUAUGCGAUAUGGUGACGAUUGCAAGAUACCUGAACGUCACCCUUAUCGUGCCAGAAUUGGACAAGACCUCAUUUUGGAAUGACCCUAGUGAGUUCAAGGAUAUAUUUGAUGUGGAUUACUUCAUAGCAUCAUUGAGAGACGAGGUCCGGAUACUGAAAGAGCUUCCUCCAAGGCUGAAAAGAAGAGUUGAACUGGGAUAUGUUCGCUCCAUGCCACCUGUCAGUUGGUCUGAUAUAUCUUAUUACCACAAUCAGAUUCUACCACUGAUAAGGAAGUACAAGAUCCUUCAUCUGAACAAAACUGAUGCUCGCCUUGCAAAUAAUGGCCUGCCUAUGGAGAUUCAGAAAUUGAGAUGCCGUGUCAAUUUUGCUGCAUUGAGAUUUACCCCUGAAAUAGAAGAGCUGGGUAGGCGUGUGGUCCAAAUUCUUCGUCGUAGUGGGCCCUUUGUGGUUCUUCACUUGCGAUAUGAAAUGGACAUGCUCGCCUUCUCUGGCUGCACACAUGGCUGCAGCAAUGAGGAGGCUGAUGAGCUCACAAGAAUGAGAUAUGCUUACCCAUGGUGGAAAGAGAAGGUGAUUGACUCGAAUGCAAAGAGGAAAGAUGGGCUCUGUCCAUUAACACCAGAGGAGACUGCAAUGGUAUUGAAGGCACUGGACAUUGAUAGCAGUUAUCAAAUAUACAUUGCAGCUGGUGAAAUUUAUGGGGGACAAAGAAGAAUGGCGGCCCUUACCUCAGCUUAUCCCAAUGUGGUAAGAAAAGAGACAUUAUUGCCUUCAGAUCUCAGGUUCUUCCAGAACCAUUCCUCCCAGAUGGCAGCAUUAGAUUAUAUUGUUUCCUUGGAGAGUGAUAUUUUCAUCCCCACUUAUGAUGGUAACAUGGCAAAAGUUGUUGAAGGCCAUCGCAGAUACUUAGGAUUCAAGAAGACUGUACUGCUAGAUAGGAAGCUUAUAGUUGAGCUCGUUGAUCAGUACAAAAACGGCACAAUGAGCUGGAACCAUUUCUCCUCAGCUGUGAAGGUGUCACAUAGCAGCCGCAUGGGCGCGCCAUCCAGGAGGCAGAUGAUUCCUGACAAACCUAAGGAAGAGGACUACUUCUACGCGAAUCCUCAUGAGUGUUUGCACCAACCUGAAGCGCUGUCAGUUUUGUGACACCCUCCUCCGACUAUACACAUUCUUUCAGAUUAUAUUGCAGAUUGAAUUGGCAAUAAAUGGAGGCCCCCAGUUGUACUGAUGAAUAAAAAGCACACGAGAUGAGAGAAAGGCCUCCUUUUCUUAGGCGACUGUCAGACAUACACAUCGACAUAUUUUUUUACCGGUUUUUUCCCGAAGAUAAGCAUGUAAUUUUUUUCUUGUUGUAAAGAUAAACAUAGGUGUUCACAGGUGUAGAGUUGUUUGUCCUGUUUGUAACUGAGCUCUCGGGCGAUGCGUGUACAGUACAUAUACAUACAGAUGCAGACUUGCCGAAAAUUCUUCCACUGUACGUCUCUGUACUCCAUCCUGGUAGUUGGUGGUUCAUGCAUUGGCUUUUUUUUUUUCUG